Messenger RNA from Aureobasidium namibiae CBS 147.97, 4872 nucleotides. RefSeq lists its product as uncharacterized. Gene Ontology annotation, molecular function: ribosomal large subunit binding; zinc ion binding; ubiquitin protein ligase activity. NCBI's taxonomy places the organism in Eukaryota, Fungi, Ascomycota, Dothideomycetes, Dothideales, Saccotheciaceae. The record is from RefSeq and is a predicted model, not a curated record. The transcript is spliced from 2 exons. Gene Ontology annotation, cellular component: RQC complex; cytosol. Bases 1 to 4872 code for a protein of 1623 amino acids. Gene Ontology annotation, biological process: rescue of stalled cytosolic ribosome; ribosome-associated ubiquitin-dependent protein catabolic process.
AUGAAGAAGGCAUUCAGGCCUCAAGCAAGCAGUGCGCGCUCAUUUGGAGGCAGCGGCUUUGGUGGGGGGUUUGGUGGCACUGGAUUUGGUGUAUCUUCGUCGCCGCUGUCAUGGAUUGCUGAACCGCCGGAUCUCUCAAACAUCUCGGACCCCAAUGUCGGAGUCGCCUUUAAGAACUUGACCAAGAAGGACAGCACAACCAAGACCAAGGCUCUCGAGGAUCUUCAGCAGUAUGUUUCUGUUCCGGACCAGCACAUCGAGGAACCUGUACUGGAAGCAUGGGUCAAACUAUAUCCCCGUCUCUCAAUAGACAGCGCCCGUCGCGUCCGUCAAUUGGCACACAAUGUCCUCGGUCACAUCGCGACCAAGAGCGGAAAGCGAAUGGCGAAACACAUGUCCAGAAUCGCUGGCCCAUGGCUUGCAGGUGCACAAGACAGCGAUCGUGCUGCCGCCAGAGCUGCUCAGGACGCCCUGAAGCUAGUCUUCAACACCCCCGAGAAAUUGCAGAACCUCGGAAAGGCUUUCCAACAGCCCAUCCUCGAACAUUGUAGAGACGCCCUUUUGAACGAGACAGUCCAGACACUGAGCGACGAGCGAAGUGUCAGCCCUGCCGAUGCCCAGGCAACCUACUCACGAGUCGUCGCCACGAGCAUAGCCGUUAUUUCGAACCUCCUAAAUGACCUCGCCCCGGAAGAGCUUGCCAAACAGCAGGAAACAUACGAAGACAUUGUUGGCCAAAGCAAGAUUUGGGAUUUGGCAUCCUACAAGGAAGAUGUUGUUGUCAGGAGAUCCAUUCACCGUUUCUUGCGCACAUGCUUGACUAAGCAGAAGCCUACUGUCGAGGUCAAUCUUUCAACCAUUAGCGAAGCCUACAUCUCCAAGGCUCUUCCUCACGAUCAGACCGGUUCAUCUUACGACUUUAUGCUGGCUCUUGUAGAGCUCACAGAGGCCUUGCCUCAAGCCUGGACCACAAGCUACACAUCCAAGAAGCCAGCCAGCACUAGAUUGAGAGGUUGCAUCAAACGCGGUUCUCAGGCUGGACCUGCCGAGUUCUGGACCAAUGCCUGGCUUCUAUUCAGCAAAUUGCCUACAGAGGUUCUGCCUCAAAAAUACUCUGAGGCUGAGGAGUUGCUCAAUGCGGUGCAUGACGGUGUUGGCCAGAAGGACGACCGAUUCAACGCAUCUGCGGCGUGGUUUGCCUACUUCAAAAUCCUUGAUCUGGUCCAAAGCAGUGCAUCCUUGUCUGACGAGGAGCACGAAACUCUGCUAAACAAAACGGCCAUCCCAGCUAUCGAGCAGUAUUUGCGUCCAUCCUCUAGCACUUCCGACUGGUCGAUAUCUGGUGCUAAGCCUGCGUGGAACGUAUCAAAAGCUGCAUUCUGCAAGCGUUUGCCGGCUGUUUUGGAGAAGAAGUGGCCUGAAUACGCUACACUACUCAUUGAGGACAUUCGAACAUCACUUCCAGAGCAAUCAAAAGAUUUCGAAAAGUCUCAAGCGCAUAUUGCCUCCGCCGCUGAAAGAUGGGCAUUGCUUCAGUCAGAGCUUCUACGUGAAGAAUAUCAACGCCCUGAAUCUCUACAGGCAGUCUUCUCCCAAUCAGCCAAGGAUAUUGUCAAAGCAUCUCUCGAAACGCUCAGAUCGCGAAACGGAAAGCCGUAUGGCGCUGCUGCCGCAGUGGACGAGUUGCAAAAUCACUGUAAAGCUCUACUCACCAAAGAUCAGGACACUCAAGACAUCAUCGCGACUUUCGUUAUUGAUGAUUUGCCAGAGUUGGUGUCCUCCCCUUCGCAGAGACAAUUAGUCUCGCUCCUAUACCAUUUCCAAGCCGACUCCAGAUUCGGCGAGGCUUGGAACAAGACAGCAAACGCGAUUGGUAACAGCCCAGAUUCUGACGAGAAGUUGCACGCCUUCCGAGACUUGCUAGUUUCACCCAGAGUCAAGCCUGCUGCCGAGCUUGCCGCUCAAAAUGGUGAUAUCCAAGCCUUCCUACAGCGUCAAUUCAGGUCUAGUUUGGAAACAGGACAGCAGUGGAGCUUUGUCUCAGGUAUCCUCAAGGGCACACCGAGCGUAGCUUCUACAGAAACUGUCGACGGUAUGUUAGCGGACCUGACUGCAUCACUCUCCGUGUCAGACAAGGCGGGUUCUGCUCUUGAUGGUUUGCAAGAAAUUUCACGAAGCAACAAGACUCUUGUCAAGGAGCAUAUUAAGAAGCCUAGUGGAUCUCAGCUACUUCCUAGCCUCCUUCUAUUGGAAGAGUCUUCCGAUGAAUCACUGGCUACAAAAGCCUCUAGUAUCAGCAAGAGCAUUGUCACUGAGGCUGACAAGGCUGGCUCUCAAACCAUUCUUUUCGACGUUGUGCACCAGAGUUUGAGAGAUGUGUCGGCGAGCUCACUUCCGAUGCCUCAAGUCCUGGACAUGGCUGCAAACCUCAUCCACGAUAGUGACCUCGAGCACAAGAAGCAGGAAGUUUCCAAACAAGCUCUGCCCGAUUUGAAGUCUUGGAGAGCCGCAAUUGCGCCAUUCAUCGGAACUGCACCUCCCAUCGCACUUGCCAUUACGAGUGUUUUGGGUGGUGCCACUUACCUGGUUGACCCUGAGGCAAAGCCCGAUUCUGCCAAGAUCCUCAGAGAUGCCGAUGGCUUGUCACAAGCUCUGAGAUUUGCCAUGUACACCUCGAGAGUGUUCUCCAACCGUGAUCUGCUUCAAGCACUUGAUCCUGAGACACAAACAGAGCUGUUCCAGCUCUUCUAUAUCACAUACGUUCUUCUGAACGAAAGCAUAUCCCUGACAGCGCAAGGUGGCCUUGCCUCGCCUAACACAGAGACCGAGGCUGAGGUGGUCGAAUUUGUCAACGAAGCCAACAGACUCAUUGGAGACUGCUUCCAGCAGUACGAAGAUGGUUCGUCCUACGCAUUUGUUGGUACGGUCAUCGACAAUUUUUUUGAGAACUCAAAGGGCACUAGCACGUCUGCGUUCCACCAUGCUCAAGCACUGAGCCAUGCGCUCGGCGAUCUUGAAUCCAUCCACGGUGGUGGUCAUGCCAAGGUACAAGAAUAUGAAGAUCAGGCAUUACAGCUCUACAAAGCCAAGGACGUCAUUCCCUUCACAGCUUGCGCCAGUGGUGUCAAAGAAGCAUUGUCCGAUAGCAAGAAACUCGACAGGCAGACUAACGAGCUGGUUGCCGAUCUCACUGGCGUGGACGCUACGCAGUCUCCUGAGAAGGCCAUCACAAAACUUGUCAUGCUCAAUGCAUUGUUCCCCGAGAGCAAACAAGCUGACAGUAUUGUCGCCAAACAGCGUCUCAUCUUCUUGAUGAAGCAUAUCUUGCCCUGGCUCGACAAUGAUGAAGUUGUUACACCGAUCAAGGCUGAGACAUGCAAGACGCUGCUGUUCGUCUUGCCUGGUGUUAGCGAUAUCUACGGUGAACACUGGUCGCAAAUUCUGGCAUUCCUGACUCACACAUGGGACUUGGGCUUCGUCCGUGACGAGACUGCUGAUGAGAGUCGUAUGGCUUUGAUCUGCACCACUCUCCAACUUUCUUCCAUCCUCCGUAGCCUCAAAUCAAGUGAAGAGCCCAACGAUGAUCUUGUUGAUGCUUGGAAGGAGAGUUCCGAGGUUCUUUACAUGGGCUUGAUGAAUCUUGUCAGACAAGGUCAAGGUCAGUCCGAUGAGCACCACGAACCUCUGAAGGCACUGUUCCAGUCGCUAGGCAGCGAAGUCGCAAAGUGGUCUACCAGUGAGGUUGAGGAUGAAGCAGAACUCUACCCUCUGCUCUACACACCGUCAAAGGCCCUGCAGAAGACAGCUUUCGAUAUCUUGCACCGUGUUAUCCCAGCAGCACAGGAGCAAGUUUCCUUUGACGCAGCGCUCGAGAAGAAGGCGGCAAAGUUGCCGGAGGAGCUGUUAUCGCUGCUGCUUGCCCCUCCUACACUAGACAGUCUAGCCGAUGCAUCUUUCCGCACUGGCAUCCCUCACGAGCUGCAAGCAUACCUUUACAGCUGGCAACUCGUCUUCGACCACUUUACCAACUCCAGCUACCAAGUCAAGUCCGACUAUGUUGAAGCUUUACGCGAGGGCGAAUAUCUCGGCCACCUGCUCGAGCUAACCUGGGAGCUCUUGGGUCACGUCCGCGGCCGCCCCGUCGACGUAUCAAAAUACGACGUCCGCCGCUUCGACUACCUCGACCAACAAGGCGACCUCGAAGGCCUCGGCGCCGACAAAUGUAUGCACUGGCUACUAGCCCACCUCUACUACCAAUCCCUCAUGCACGUCCCCUCUCUCACAAAAACCCACUUCCUGGCCCUAAAAUCGCGUCAAACCGGUCUCGCGGUCGAAAGCUGGACAGCCAAAUACAUUGCUCCCCUUAUUGUCUCUGCAUCUCUGGACUCCGUGUGUCAAUGGGCAGACGCCACAAAGAACGACCCCGAAUACGAAGGCUGGAGCGCCAAAGUCUCCCCCCGCAGCCGCGAAGUCCAGUUUUCGUAUCUGGUCGACGAGCAAACAAUGUCCAUCGUCAUCCGCCUACCCGAAACCUAUCCUCUGGCAUCCGCACGCGUCGAAGGGCUCAACCGCGUCGCCGCCGACGAGCGAAAAUGGCAAUCCUGGCUGCGCAACUGCCAGGGCGUGAUUCAAUUCAGCAAUGGCAAUCUCAUCGAUGGCUUGACAACUUGGAAACGCAAUGUCACUGGUGCACUGAAAGGGCAGUCCGAGUGUGCUAUUUGCUAUAGUAUCAUCAGCGGGGACAGGCAGUUGCCGUCUAAGCGCUGCAGCACUUGCAAGAACUUGUUCCAUAGUUCUUGUUUGUUCAAGUGGUUCAAGACUAGCAAUGCUAGUACGUGUCCGCUUUGUAGAAAUGCUUUCAACUAUGGUUAA